AUGCAGACACUCCCCUACCUCAGCCCACAGAUCAUGGGACAAAAUGGCACAAGUCUGCCUAGACACCCAACGCGGGCCAUGCACAGGUCCCCACCCCUAGAUGGGGCCUGCAGCCUUGGGGCCACACCAGGACCCGGAGGCCACCGCCCUCUCCCUCACUGCCGCCUCUCCCUUGCCAGGUCCGGCCUCUUUGGACUGCCCCCGCUGGCACCGCUGCCCCUGGCUGACGAACCGCCCGCCAUCGGCUGCCACGGCCCGGUCCCCGAGGAGGGGGGAAGAAGAGUGGCCGAGGGGGGGAGCGGCUCCCCUCCUCCUCCCUGCAAGGGCCAGUCCCCCAAGGAGACCCGGCCGCUCAAGGCCGCCGGCCCCGCGCCACCCCCGCCGCCGCCAGUGCCGCCGCUGCCAGCCACGAGCCUGCCCCCCUUCCCGCCCUACUUUGAAGGCGCCCCCUUUCCACACCCACUGUGGCUGAGGAAUACCUACCAGCAGUGGGUGCCGCAGCCGCCGCCCAGGGCCGUGAAGCGGACUCGAAGGCGUCUGUCCCGGAACCGAGACCCAGGACGGCUCAUCCUGAGCAGCAUCCGUCUGCGGCCGCGCCAAGUGCUCUGUGAAAAGUGCAAAAGCACCGUGAGCCCCGCGGAAGUUGGCCCCAGCCCCCCCACCACCCCCAGGGGCCGCCGGAGGCUGGGCAGCGGCCCAGACAGAGAGCCCCGCAAGCCUCAGGAGCAGGAGGACGCCGACCUCACCGCGGGGGCCACCCCCAGGAGGAGCAAGAGGGAGAGGCGGGAGGAGGACCGGGCCCCCCGGGAGCGGGUCCCCCGGAGCCCAGUCAUCAAGAUCUCCUACAGCACGCCCCAGGGCAAGGGCGAAGUGGUCAAGAUCCCCUCCCGCGUGCACGGCUCCCUGGAGCCCUUCUGCCCCCAGCAGGCCCCGCACAACGGCAGCCUGGCCCCCGAGGGGCCGCGGGACUCCGAGCCCAGGGGCAGCGGGGACUGGGUGCCCUGUGGGUCCUCGGCCUCCGUCCCCAAGCUGAAGCUGACACGGCCCGGGCCCCCUGGCCCGGACCUGCCUCCGCCCAAGAUCCGCCUGAAGCCUCGUCGGUCGGGCGAUGGGGAGCAGGAGCCCCUGUACCGCGCCGAGCUGGUGGAGGAGCUGAAUGGAGGCCCGCGGGGGCCCCGCGCCUGCUCACCCGCUCUCUUUCCAGACGGCUCUGGCCACAGGCUGGAGGACAUGUCUUCUGGAAGUUCCGGUGAGGAGGAGGAUGUCCACAGGCGUCCCCAAGGGAAGCAGGAACGCGAGGCCCUGGCGUUUCCUUGCCCCGAGAGGAGAACAGGUGGCCCCCGGGAGCCGGCGCACGGCCGCCCCGGCCCGGAAGAAUCUACGUCAGCCGGCUCUGAAGUGACCUCUCUGGACACCGGCGACCCCUCCUCCCGGGACCCUGCCUCUGCCGCCUCCCCGACCCGAGACGCGCGGCCUACUGUGCCCCCGCUCACGGUCAAGCUGCACACGCAGAGCGUCUCUAAGUGCGUUACCGAAGACGGAAGGACGGUGGCCGUAGGGGACGUCGUGUGGGGUCACCGGCGAUGAGGUGCAGCUGUUAUCCUGAACUUCUGACUUCUGUGAGGGCCCCUCAUGCCUCUGGCAGGCUGCGUGCAGACACAUGCUGAGCCCGGUGGUCAGCCUGGCGUGAGUGCCCUGGAGGAGCAGGUGCGUGCCGAGAGGGGCCAGCCCGGACAGGCUCCUCCUGGCUGUGUGUCUGUUCCUGUGCCUCAGGCUAUGGCGUCUCUGGCCAGGAAACAGCCCAGACGUCCGUGACAUGCUUGCUACUUCCUGUGCCGGACUGGCAGCUUCCGGGCUGGACCGUCCCCAUGCUGCGUGGGGCCGCCGUGGCCCGCCGUGGGGCAGCGUGCCGGGCAGGGCCCGGGCUGCUCUGCUCUGCUCUUCCCCCUGCCGUGCCGGCGGGAGACGCCAACUUGCACGUGUGGGCUGUCCUUCCCAGCCGGGGCAUGGGGUCUCUGUGCAUCCAGCGAGGGGCCUGCCCGUGUCACCCACACUCCUCCCAGAGCAGGGUCCCCUGGGCACCCCAGCCUGCCAGGCCACGUGGGAGAUGCUGCUAUGAGUUUCCAGUGCUUUGGGGAGGAAGGGUGAAGGCGGGCGUGAAUCACGCGGGUGGAGGUUGGGAGGAGAGGCCUCCCUGCCCCGCAGCCAUUCCUUUCCCCUCUGCCACUUCAAAGACCAAAAAGAAAAGGAAAGAAGGAAACAUGGUCUUCUG
Molecule: messenger RNA, 2272 nt
Organism: Dipodomys ordii (Ord's kangaroo rat)
Lineage: Eukaryota; Metazoa; Chordata; Mammalia; Rodentia; Heteromyidae
Gene: Pwwp2b
Product: PWWP domain containing 2B
Exons: 2
Coding region: 1-1587 (528 amino acids)
Cellular component (GO): nucleus; nucleoplasm
Source: RefSeq, a predicted model, not a curated record